Messenger RNA from Elephantulus edwardii (Cape elephant shrew), 786 nucleotides. RefSeq names its product zinc finger, CCHC domain containing 17 (gene ZCCHC17). Gene Ontology annotation, molecular function: zinc ion binding; RNA binding. The record is from RefSeq and is a predicted model, not a curated record. The transcript is spliced from 7 exons. NCBI's taxonomy places the organism in Eukaryota, Metazoa, Chordata, Mammalia, Macroscelidea, Macroscelididae. Gene Ontology annotation, biological process: RNA stabilization. Bases 52 to 786 code for a protein of 244 amino acids.
GACAUUUUUAUUAGCUUUAUCAAAAAAGAAAUGGAGGAGCCAUAGAACAUUAUGUUAAGAAUGAAUGCAGGAAGACCUGAGACCAUGGAAAACUUGCCUGCUCUUUAUACUAUCUUCCAAGGCGAGGUUGCUAUGGUAACAGACUAUGGAGCCUUUAUCAAAAUCCCAGGCUGUCGGAAACAAGGUCUUGUCCAUCGAACUCACAUGUCAUCCUGUCGAGUAGAGAAGCCUUCUGAAAUAGUAGAUGUCGGAGACAAAGUGUGGGUGAAGCUUAUUGGCCGAGAGAUGAAAAAUGAUAGGAUAAAAAUAUCCCUCUCCAUGAAAGUUGUCAACCAGGGAACUGGGAAAGACUUGGAUCCCAACAACGUUAUCAUUGACCAAGAAGAGAGGCGGAGACGGUCCUUCCAGGAUUACACUGGGCAGAAGAUCACCCUUGAGGCUGUCCUAAACACUACCUGCAAGAAGUGUGGCUGUAAAGGCCACUUUGCAAAGGAUUGCUUCAUGCAGCCAGGAGGGACCAAAUACUCUCUGAUACCUGAGGAGGAAGAGGAGAAAGAAGAGGCCCAGUCAGGAGAAUUUGAAAAGCCUGACCCCACAAAGAAUUCUUCUAGAAAAAGGAAGAAGGAAAAGAAGAAAAAGAAACACAGAGACAAGAAGUCGUCUGACUCUGACAGUUCAGACUCGGAGAGUGAUACAGGCAAGAAAGCGAAGCAUACACCGAAAGACAGCAAGACCGCAAAGAAGAAGAAAAAGAAGAAGAAGCACAAGAAGAAGCACAAAGAUUGA